This is a messenger RNA of Zootermopsis nevadensis, 1597 nucleotides long. It is a transcript of the gene Arl6IP1, whose product is annotated as ADP-ribosylation factor-like 6 interacting protein 1. The record is from RefSeq and is a predicted model, not a curated record. Lineage: Eukaryota; Metazoa; Arthropoda; Insecta; Blattodea; Termopsidae. Gene Ontology annotation, cellular component: membrane.
UGUGAACAUAAUGUGUGUAAUAUAUACACUGCAACAUGUCGGUUACACACAUGACUGUUAAUAGGUUGUCAGUGCAAUUGUAGAUAAAGUCAAGGCGUCUGAUCAUAUUUUGUGCAAACUAGGAAGAAUUAUACCUAAUGUCCUCUACACCUAAAAUAAGAAUGGCUGCAGAUAAUAUAAUGGCAAAUGAGCAGGAUAAGAGAGUAAAACAACUGAAACGAGAAUUAGAAGGAUGGCGUGAAGUAAUAUUGCCAUUGAAUUCAGUUCUUUUAUGGGAAAGAAAUUGGUAUCCUGGAAUGUUAGUUGGCAUGACAACAACUUUUUUUCUAUUGUUCUGGUAUCUGGAUCCCACAGUUCUUACAACUGUUUCAAUAAUUGGACUGAUAGCUACAUUAGUGGAUUAUUUGGUUCCAACCCUUUCAGCCAGUAUCUGCCAUCCAGAAAAUUGGACUGGAAACAAGGAAAGAAAAUUGGAAGAGAUUUGUCGUGAUCUGGCAUACAUUCAAAGUCAAGCAGGUGUUAAAUGGGCCAUGUUCUAUGAUAUGCGGCAUUCAAGACCAAAAGUGUAUUAUGUAACAGUGGUUUCAAGUCUCCUGUUUUUUGCUUGGCUGGGAAAUACUGUUAAUAAUCUGCUGCUUACUUACCUUGUUGUAACAACUACAAUUUUAUUGCCUGGCAUGAAACACCACGGUCUCUUGGAAAAAUAUUUUGCUCAGGUUAUGGUGACAGUUUCUGAAACAAUAACAAGAAUGAAGCAAAAGAAAAACUGAUUUCAUACUUGAAAGAAUACAUUAAAAUUAUUCAGCACAGUUCUCUCAGACAGUUACCUGAAUGUUUGAGUUUGCCCUGUAGCUUUUGCCAUUACAACGAAAAAAAUGGUACUGUAUGUAUGAAUGAUAACUCUCUUCAGUUUUUUUUUCACCCGCUGUAGUUUCGCUUGAUUCCAGAUGAUGUACAGUAAUAAUGAAUGUUUAGUAAUUAGGUGCAUUAUGUAUUUAUUUUGCCUAUUUAUUGAUUAUUAGAGUUACAGAAAUCUGUAGUGAUAUUAUCAGAACACAGGUGUUUUGUUUGUUCUCCAAGUUAUGUUCACAGUUUAAGAAAGAGGUUCUUGUUUGAAAUGUGCUGUCAUUUUUUAUGUUGCCUUUCUUUCAGGGAUUGCUUAUUUGCAUGGAGUUGGUAAGCCAAAGAAUGUCAAUUUACUCCUUUAGAUUUAUAUGUAUGUACAUGUCAGUUUAAAAAAAUAUUGUUUUUCCAAUUAUCUUUCAUCCCUGUCACUAAAUUAUAUCUUCUAAAGUAUAUUUCAGUAUAAGUUUAAGGUGAAAUAUGUGCUUCCCAUGAAUGUACUAUGUGAAGGUUGAAUUGGGAAGUGUUUUUGCUGGUGAUGUGUGGUUAAGAAAUAUAUGAGUAUGGGGUGUGCUGGCUGUGGAUCAGAUUUCAGGUAAAAUUUAAUGGCAGAUAAACAGGAAAAUUGAACAGUUUUUUGUAAUUUCACAACUUAGUUUUCCUUGUACUUGAUGUAAUUAUAAAAGGUUGCCCAUAUUUACUUUCAUGUGCAAGUAUAAGUAAAAACGGAAAAGAUUCUGAUGGUAUGGAACUA